AUGAAUUAAGAAUAAUUAUAGAUAAAGCUGUAAUUUCUGGCCAAAGUAAAUAUGCAAAAGGCAUAUCUCAUUAUUUAAGAAUUUCAAAAAUUCCUUCACAGUUUGAUAGUGCUUUCGAAGGUGUAUAUUCCUUAUUUGAUAUGGGAGCAAUUAAAACAGAUAAGGAACAACCGUUUGUAAAUGAAACUUCUAUUCAAGAAUUAACUUGGAAAGAUCCUUUGGCUAGUCAAAUUUUUAGAGAUAAUACCCCAAUUAUAGACGAUUUAU
Scutellospora calospora is the source of this 267-nucleotide messenger RNA. Lineage: Eukaryota; Fungi; Glomeromycota; Glomeromycetes; Diversisporales; Gigasporaceae. The record is from the annotation of a GenBank genome assembly.